CUUGAGCGCAUAAAUUAAAGCCUGAGCUGAAACUUAGGAAUGCUAAUGAUGUCCUCCGGCCAGCCACCCCUCUUCGCCGCGUCCUACACCGGAUAAUAAUGCUUUGCAUAUAAUCAAGCAGCCCAUGCAUGACCUUCCACAUUCUGGGAUUCCGCUUUUCAAGUUGGAUCUCCUUGGGCGGCUCACCGUGCUAAUCCAACAACUUGACUGUCAUUACCCCAGCAUACGGACAGGGGAGCAGGAAGCCCAGAAAGCGGGGAUCACUGGGAGAAGGAGGCAGAAAAAACGUUCAUUUGCUCAAUCGUGCACUCGAAAAUGUCAAUUUACAUUUGCGAACUGGGUGGCGACGCACUUCCAGCAGCGGCCAACCCGGGGGCCAAGCUGGAGUCGGGGCCAUCCGGACCAGCUUAAGUUGACUUUAACGCCUCAAUGCAUCCAACUAGAAGAGCCCGACCAAGUCGAAGGGAAUCAUUUCACAUAAGAGAAAGUUUUUGUGUGUGUGCAACAGUGAAAAAAGGAAAACUUUUUAUUAAAGUCAGCACAAAUAGCUUGGACCCGUUUGGGCUUUGGGCUUGGAUUUCUUCCCAGUCCAGCUCCGCCUCGCUCCCCUCACUUUGAUUGAAUCCCUCCACUCACGGCCUCCCACUCACGAAUGUGCUUGACAAUGUGGGCGUGGCCCUGGACUCCGUCUGUUGCUCUGGUCAAGUUAAUUUGUAUGUGUGGCCGUAAACUUUUGCAGCUUAGAGUUUCCAACACGCCUCGAUGGUUGGAGGGCUGGUAAGAUGAUGGGCUGGAGGAAUGGGGAUGGAUGGACGGAUGAAUGGAUGGAUGUUGCCGAAACGGACAAGUGGGUUCGGGCCGUCUCCCCUGAUAUCUCAAAUGCCCAGUUCUGACUCCGUCCACAAUGUGUGAAUUUUGUUAGCUUAUUGCUUUUCUAUGCCGCAUAAUUGCUGACUUCUUUCCCACAUUCGCACACAUCAUUGCACUGCUCCGGAAGGGACUUCGGCAGGGCCCGGGCGGGUGUGUUUGCGACGUUUUGUCCUUAAGUAAGGCGCAUAAAUCAUCGGGGGCUGUGGCGGAGUCCCGAAAUUUAUGCUUGGUUGCAUUUCUGAAGCUCUGUGGGGACGGAGGACCGAGGUCCGAGUGUUUGGCCAAUGGGCAGGAGAGAUAAGGAAUGGCAGGGUGCGCGCAGCCGACCCAACCGAAUCAAAAGAAAAGCUCCCGGAAUCUCUGAAGGGUGCCUUCGAGAUCAGAGGUGUGGGGAGGAGUCUCCAAUAAACACAACAGUCGUGCUUCCGCCAGUUACACAAAGUGUUCUAUGAAUAGUUUCGCCCAUCGUUUGGGGUAGCUAGGCAACUUCACUGAAAUGGGCGCUAAGGCAACCACCGGUUGUUAGGUAAAACAAAUUCGCUCCCAGCCCCAAAAGGCUGUUUCUGCAACGCGAUAAAAUUUAGUUUUCUCGAAGGUUUUCCAGAUUGCAUAUCCGAGAUCAAUUCGCUCCAAAAUGCCCUGCUUCUCUGCCUCGAACGUCCGGUUUGUCAGCGCCGACUCGCAGUUGCAGCAGAAGUGCCAAGAGCUAAGGGCCCGGGCACGAGCUCAGACGGCGGCCUAUCGGCCUCCAGCGGGCGGCUUCCGGCCCUCCACCUCAGCCCCCUUGGGCUUUGCCUCCUUCAAGAGGACGACCUGCGACCAAUCUGCGGCCUACGACCAAAAACAGCUGAAGCGCAAUGAGCGGGAGCGGAAGCGCAACCAGGGAACCAAGCACCUAGUCCUCCGGGCCAAUGAGCUACGCCGACUGAAGGACCAAGGUAAGGUGCCCACAGUGAGCGACAGGCUGCAGGAAAUCGAUCGUCAGGAAGAAAAGCACCGCCAGCAGCUGCAGCUGGUGGAGGAGACGCGCAGACGCUUCAAAGCCAUCGACGAGGCGCGGGGACCGGCGCCCGGCGAUGCCGAAGGAACCAGCUCUGAGUUGGCUGAACUACUGGAGGAAAAGGGGUCGGUGCUGAGCCGAGCAUUCCUGGCCCGGCAGGAACAGGAAGAGGAGGUCAAGCAGAUAAACCGCAUGAUUCUCGACGCCAAGUGCAAGGCUGUACGGGAAGCGCAGAUCCAGGAGAAGCACAUGCUGGCUAAGGCACUGCGGGAAGACGACGAGCGUCUGGCGCGCAUGGUCAAUCAGAGGGCCAAGCAGGCUCUGACCGCCGAGGACGAGCGGGAGCGGCUGGAGGCGGAGAAACGUAACCGGUACGCUAACGAGAUCCGCCAGCAGCUAAGUGAGCGCGAAAACCGGCGUUACCUUGAGGCCAAGCGGGUUGCUGACGAGGCCAAGGACAUCCGCCGUGCCACAGAGCUUCUGCGAGAGCAAGAAGAGCAGCAGCGCGCUUUUGCCCAGCUGCGCAAGCAGCGCUUUCGUGAGGAACUCCAGCGCAUCCGGAACAUGUCCAACGUGUUCAAGACUAUGCUCAGCGAGCAGGAGCGACUGGCCGAGCUGCGCGUCACAGCCUACAUGCGCGAGAAGCAGGAGAAAGAGCGCCAGCUCAAGGAAAUGCAGCGCCUGGCGAAGAAGGAGUUCGAGCGGCGCCAGCAGCGGAUCUUCACAGUGGCCGCGGAGGCCAUGGAGACGCGGCAGGCCAACGAUGAGCUGAAAUAUCUGAAGGACCGUGACCGGGUGGAGCGCGAGUAUCGGCGGCGCGAAAAGGAGGCGGCUAUUGCGAAGCGCGAGGUGGAGCAGGACCUGCUUGAGUCACGGGCUCAGCAGGCCCAGGAGAUGAAGCAGCGCCUGGCCUUGGAGAUCGCCCACGCAGAGGAGGAGUUCGCCAAGGUGAUGGACCGCAUGCGCGAGGAGGAGGAAAAGCAAAAGGCCAUGGACCGACAACGCGACUCCCAGCGCCAGAUCUACCGACAGGACCUGCGCCAGCAGAUAAACGACAAGCAGGCUGAGCGCCGCCGACUCAGCGAGUUGGAGGCAGAGCGGGUCCAGAAGUGGCUUGACCAGGAGAAGCAGCGCGACUCCAACAUUCGCCAGGUUAUUGGCGCCAAGAUUGCCGCCAUGCGAGAGAACUGCCUGCCGGAGAAGUAUCUGCGGGAGGUGGAGAAGCAGCUGAAGGGCAUCCAGGGAGCCCGCAACCGCAUUCGUUGAUGGUUUUCAUUACAACCAAUUAGUCUCUGGAAUUAUCCUUUACGCACUGAAUUUUUUAAAGAAAUAGGAUAAAAAAGUAAACAAAAAAACACAUGUAUUUUUCUUAUUUA
Molecule: messenger RNA, 3246 nt
Organism: Drosophila bipectinata
Lineage: Eukaryota; Metazoa; Arthropoda; Insecta; Diptera; Drosophilidae
Product: cilia- and flagella-associated protein 45
Source: RefSeq, a predicted model, not a curated record